AUGGUGCACAACCAUCGCCAGCAAUUGACAUCUGUGAAGACUGCCUCCGUCGCCGAUCAGACAGUUGACUUUGGGGAAACAGGAACACCCGAGCAUAAUAAUGAUGAAGGGUCAUCGAUUCCCACGGAAUGGGAGCAUCUCGAGUCGAGAAUCCGCCGAAAAACCGACCUACGGCUCUGCUCCAUCGCCGGGAUCCUGUGCAGUCUCAACCUGCUGGACUCGGGGAUUCUCGCAUCCGCGUCAGUCACGACGUUGCUGGAUGAUCUCGACCUACAGGGCCAACGGUACUCGGUGUCAAUAUUCAUCUUCACCGUCGCCAGCGUCGUCUUCCAGCUCCCUUGCACCGUCGCUGUGCGAUGGGUCGGCCCACGGAUCUGGUUUGCCGCUAUCACGUUCUGCUUCGGAUUGGUCACCCUAUGCUCAGCGUUCGUCCAAACCUGGCGCCAGAUGAUCGCCGCCCGUAUACUCCUAGGCAUUUGCAUGUCAGGGAUCUAUCCCGGUUUGACGUACCUCGUCAGCACAUGGUACACCAGGCAGGAACAGCAACUCCGCUUUGCUUUCCUGCAGUCUGGAGAAGUCGCUGCGCUCGCAACGGGCUAUAUCGGCUGGCGUUGGAUGUACCUGGUCCAAGGUCUGAUCACCUGCGUUAUCGGAAUCAUAACGUAUUGGUGGAUAGUCGACUUCCCUGAGAACGCGCGUAGAAGCUUCUACUUUCUGACAGAGGCGGAGGCGGAACACGCCGUCCAACGUAUUCAGGCUGAUCGUGGUGACGUCGUCCCCGAUCCUUUCGAAUGGCGCAAGGUCCUCGUUAACUUUACGGAUCCGAAACUAUACGGCUUCGCUUGCUUGUACUUCCUGCUCAAUAUUGUCUCAACCGCUCUAAACUACUUUCUCCCUCAGAUCCUUCAAUCCGGAAUGGGGUUUUCUAGUAAUGAGUCCAUUCUCCUCUCAACCCCGCCAUACUACUGGUCCAUCAUUCCAGUCCUCUUCACCUCUCUCCUCGGCGACACCUACCUCAUCCGCGGGCCCCUCAUCACAUUCAACGCCCUGUGCCUUAUAGCAGGGUACCUAAUGUUCGGGCUCCCCAUCUCAACCCAGGUAACAGUACGCUACAUCGGCACCUUUCUAGCCACAGGUGCAUACGUGUCUAACUGGGCGGCCCUCAACGCCUUCAUGGCGAACAAUGUCGUCGGCCAAUGGAAGCGCGCUACGACCGCCGCUGCAGUUGCUGCUUGCAACGGGCUGGGCUCCAUUGCGGGCAGCUAUAUCGUGAGACAGCAGGAGGCGCCGGGGUACCAGACUGCAGUGUGGGUUUCGAUUGGAUCGCAUAUCCUUAUGAUUGUGAUUGUGGGGAUGUUUAUGGUGGGUUUUUAUCUCAGCAAUACUCGCCAGAAGCAUGGCGCCGUGCUUCAGAAUACCGUAGGGGCUGCUUUAUCCUCUGGAUUAUGUCUUGGAUAUUAUGCUUACGGUUUCUGGCACAGGUCGGUUUCAAAUAUACAUAUUAAUUGGCUUGCCCUAACAUUCAGGGGAUCGAUACGGGCAUGGCUGGGAUAG
This is a messenger RNA of Aspergillus versicolor CBS 583.65, 1554 nucleotides long. Its product is annotated as putative MFS transporter. The transcript has 4 exons. Gene Ontology annotation, molecular function: transmembrane transporter activity. Lineage: Eukaryota; Fungi; Ascomycota; Eurotiomycetes; Eurotiales; Aspergillaceae. The record is from RefSeq and is a predicted model, not a curated record. Gene Ontology annotation, biological process: transmembrane transport. The coding region runs from base 1 to 1554 and encodes 517 amino acids. Gene Ontology annotation, cellular component: membrane.